UGACUCAAUACGUCACAUCUUCUGUCAAGAGAGAUUAACACGUUUUCAAAUCACAUAUUUACAAAAAUGAUACUAAUUUAUUGAUUCCGAUGACAAACCACAAAAAUUUACAAUGUGUAACUAUUUUCAGUUCGAUUACAAAGCUCUCAUACGCAUGAUAAAUAUAGGAUAAUCGCAGUUAAAUAUUUUUUUAUUUAUUAAUGUAACGCAUUAGAAAAGUUAUAAUCGCGAUGUGGAUUUUUGGAUAUGGAUCCCUUAUAUGGAAAAUCGACUUUCCGUACGAAGAGAAAAUUUUAGGAUACAUCAAGGGAUUCGACAGAAGGUUCUAUCAAUUGAGUACGGAUCACAGAGGCACACCGGAGAAUCCUGGAAGGGUGGUUACUUUACUACCCUCUAAUGGAGAUUCCAAAGUGUAUGGAGUGGCGUAUAAGAUCAGAGAUGCUGAAAUUCAAGAUGUAGUCGAUCAUUUAGACUACAGAGAAAAGGGUGGUUACGAAAAGACUGUUCUCAAAUUCUACCCCCUAUCCAAAGAUAAACAGCCUUUCGAUAUAACAAUUUACCUUGGGGAUCACAACAAUUUCAACUACGGAGGGCCUGCUGAAUUGAAAGAAAUAGCAAAACAGAUUGUAAACAGCAGCGGGCCCAGCGGCCCUAAUAUUGAAUACCUUUUUAAUUUGGCCAAUUCCAUGAGAGUGUUCUUUCCGCAAGUUCACGAUGAGCAUUUAUUUGAACUGGAAAAACAUUGCCUCAAUUUGUUGAACAAAGAAACGAAAAAUGUUUGAAGUUAACCAAUCUAAAUCGAUUGCGACGAAUUGCGACAAUUUUUAGGUAUUCCCGUACUUACUGAGAGAGAUUUUUGUGUCACUUUUGAAAACUUAAUAAAACAAUGUAAUUUGUUUUGUAUUAUCAGAUAAACGUUAUUAGCGAAUGCAAGUUUUUUGUCACUAUAGAAUUUUUUGUGUUGUGUUUGUGUAAAAGUUGUAAUUAUUAAAUUUUAUUUAACACAUAACUUAUAUUAUUUGUGGUAUAAAACUAGCUAAAAUAA
Molecule: messenger RNA, 1045 nt
Organism: Phyllotreta striolata
Lineage: Eukaryota; Metazoa; Arthropoda; Insecta; Coleoptera; Chrysomelidae
Source: the annotation of a GenBank genome assembly